Astrephomene gubernaculifera is the source of this 618-nucleotide messenger RNA. NCBI's taxonomy places the organism in Eukaryota, Viridiplantae, Chlorophyta, Chlorophyceae, Chlamydomonadales, Astrephomenaceae. The record is from the annotation of a GenBank genome assembly.
GGAUACUGCUAUGUAUUGUUUUACACUGAGGACAACACCCUUGCUAGAAGCGGCAUACAAGACAUCCGUUCCUACGCAAACUUUAUUGACUUCUUCGGUUGGCCCAAUUCUUGGAUAGGUGCUUUCGGUCUAAUCGCUUAUAUAAUUCUUAGGUUGACUGUUUAGUGUACCUGUGCUUUAGGAAAAGCGUGUUGACGGGUCGUGUGUAUUUGUAAGAAGCCACUCGCAGUUGGACCUAUACAAGGGAAAUGGGGCAGGAACAUUUACCAUCCGUAGAUCUAGACUUCGUCAAGCACGCUGAAGACGAGUACCAUAGCAUCUACCAGACUGGCAAAACCGACGAAGUCGAUGCUGCCCGCUUCAGACUAGUAUGGGCCCUCGUCCACAGCGCCAACCGCGGCCAUCAAUCUCGCGGCCUCGACUUAUGUCGCGCCAAGCUGCAGGGCCAGCAGCAGCAGGACAAGGAGUACCGCUACUUUGCGGCAGUGGCUGCCUACAACCUGGGUCGCUACAUCGAGGCGCGGCGGGAGCUGGCAACACUGCUCAAGGAGCCCCCGGGUUUCCGGCAGGCCGAGUUCCUGCGCGGCCUGGUGGAGGACGCCAUCGUGCGGGAGGGGC